Molecule: messenger RNA, 2039 nt
Organism: Fukomys damarensis (Damara mole-rat)
Lineage: Eukaryota; Metazoa; Chordata; Mammalia; Rodentia; Bathyergidae
Gene: Wdr43
Product: WD repeat domain 43
Exons: 18
Coding region: 1-2031 (676 amino acids)
Biological process (GO): maturation of SSU-rRNA from tricistronic rRNA transcript (SSU-rRNA, 5.8S rRNA, LSU-rRNA)
Cellular component (GO): nucleolus
Molecular function (GO): protein binding
Source: RefSeq, a predicted model, not a curated record
AUGGCGGCGGGUGGCGGCGGUAGCUGCGAUCCCUUGGCCCCGGCGGGGGUCCCUUGCGCCUUCUCUCCAGAGAGACAUGCCUACUUCGCCUUGGCUUCUACUGAUGGUCACCUGCGCGUGUGGGAGACAGCCAAUAACCGGUUGCACCAGGAGUACGUGCCUUCCGCGCACCUCAGCGGUACCUGCACCUGCCUGGCCUGGGCGCCACCGCGGUUGCAGGCCAAGGAGAGCCACCAGAGGAAAAAGCGGAAAUCAGAAGCUAUAGGAACGGGUGACCAGAUUGACUUGUUGGCUCUUGGUACAGCAGUUGGUAGCAUUUUAUUGUACAGUACAGUAAAAGGAGAAUUGCACAGUAAAUUAGUAGGUGGUGGUCAUGACAACAGAGUCAAUUGCAUACAGUGGCAUCAAGACAGUGGCUGCUUAUAUAGUUGUUCAGAUGAUAAGCAUAUUGUGGAGUGGAACACACGGGCGUGCAAAGUGAAGUGCAAAUGGAAAGGUGACAAUAGCAGCGUCACUUCCCUGUGUAUCAGCCCAGAUGGAAAAAUGUUACUUUCAGCUGGUCGAACAAUCAAACUAUGGGUUUUGGAGACCAAAGAAAUCUACAGACACUUCACAGGACAUGCAACGCCAGUUUCAUCGCUUAUGUUCACUACUAUCAGACCCCCUAAUGAGAGCCAGCCCUUUGAUGGGAUUACAGGCCUCUAUUUCCUAUCUGGAGCAGUGCACGACCGGUUACUCAAUGUCUGGCAGGUCCGGUCAGAAAACAAGGAAAAGAAUGCAGUGAUAUCCUUUACCCUUACAGAUGAACCUGUAUACAUUGACUUGACUUUGUCAGAAAACAAAGAAGAGCCUGUGAAGUUAGCUGUUGUCUGCAGAGAUGGUCAAGUCCAUCUUUUCGAACAUGUGUUAAAUGGACACUGCAAAAAGCCUUUGACUUCAAACUGCACAAUUCAGAUAGCAACACCUGGGAAAGGCAAGAAAUCAACGCCAAAACCCAUCCCUAUUCUUGCCGCUGGCUUUUGCUCAGACAAAAUGUCACUGUUGCUUGUGUAUGGCAAUUGGUUUCAGCCUACUAUGGAGCGAGUGGCUUUAAACUCCAGAGAACCUCGUAUGUGUUUGGUAAGAGAUAUUUCAAACUGCUGGGCCCCAAAAGUAGAAACGGCUAUAACAAAGGUGAGGACACCGGUGAUGAAUUCUGAAGCUAAAGUUCUGGUGCCUGGGAUUCCUGGGCAUCAUGCAGCUAUCAAACCACCUCUUCCAUCCACUGAGGAAGUAGAAAGCAAGCGGAAGUUAGGGGGAAAUGAGGUUAGCAUUGAAGAGCGCCUGGGAGCCAUGGAUAUAGACACGAAACGGGGAAAGGAUGACCUCUUGCAGACAAGCAGCUUUCCAGUUCUUCUCACCCAGGGGUUAGAAAGCAACGAUUUUGAAAUGCUAAAUAAAGUACUUCAAACUAGGAAUUUAAACCUGAUAAAGAAGACUGUGUUAAGGAUACCCUUGCAUGCUGUUAUUCCGUUGUUGCAAGAGCUUACAAAGAGGUUGCAAGGACACCCUAAUAGUGCUGUUUUAAUGGUUCAGUGGCUGAAGUGUGUGUUAACGGUUCAUGCAUCGUACCUGUCCACAUUGCCUGACUUGGUACACCAGCUGGGAACACUCUACCAGCUAAUGGAAAGCAGAGUCAAAACUUUUCAGAAACUCUCACACCUUCAUGGGAAGCUUAUCCUCCUAGUCACACAAGUUUCAGCGUCAGAGAAAACAAAGGGAAUGACUUCCCUUGGACAGAAGGCCAAAUUGGUGUAUGAAGAAGAAUCUUCUGAAGAGGAGUCUGACGAUGAAAUAGCUGAUAAGGAUUCUGAUGAUAAUUGGGAUGAAGAUGAGGAAGAGAAAGAAAGUACAAAAGAUGAAGAUACUGAGGAAGAGAAUGAAGAAGACAAUGAGGCUGAAGAAAAUGGUGGGGACAGAGACGUAGCCAGCGAAAAAGAAUUAAAUGGAGAUUCUGAUUUAGAUCCUGAAAAUGAAAGUGAAGAAGAAUGAAGACAGAA